GCGCUCUGCGGUCUGAAGUGACGUCUAACGAAGCGACUAGCUUCGGCAAACAUCGUCAUCAGUCGUGAGCUGAGACUCGGAGAAGGAUGGAGGAAGAGGCACGCAAGCUUCACGAAGACGGAAUAAGAAAGAAAUUGGUCAGUCCUGGUAAAGGAGAGCUGUCGACGUUCCCCAAUGGAACCAAGGUGAUCUUCCACUAUCGCACCAGCCUGUGUGAUGGCACGAUGCUGGAUGACUCCAGGACCAUGGGGGGGCGCAGCAAACCCAUGGAGCUCAUCUUGGGCAAGAAGUUUAAACUAGCUGUGUGGGAGAGAGUAGUCAUCACCAUGAGACGAGGUGAAAUUGCAGAAUUUACCUGCGACACAAAGCACACAGCACUGUACCCACUCGUGUCCCAGUCAUUGAGAAACAUCAGUGCUGGUAAGGACCCCCUAGAAGGCCAGAGACACUGCUGCGGCAUUGCCCAGAUCCACUCCCACCACUCGCUGGGGCACAAGGACCUGGAUCAGCUUCAGGCCAGCCCACAGCCUCUUGUCUUCACCAUCGAGCUGCUGGAGGUUCUGCCUCCAGGCUCGUUCCAGCUGGAUGUGUGGGCUAUGACAGAUGAAGAAAAACUCGAGUUUGUGCCUCAGAUCCACGAAGAGGGCAACAUGCUUUUCAAAAGAGGGCAAAUUAAGGAGGCCACAGAGAAAUACUACAAUGGCAUUGCCUGCCUCAAAAAUCUACAGAUGAAGGAGCACCCUGGAGAUGAAGCAUGGGUAAAGUUGGAUCAUAUGAUCACGCCACUGCUCCUCAACUACUGCCAGUGCAAGUUACUCCAGGGCCAGUACUACGAAGUUAUUGAACACUGCUCAUCCUUGAUCUUCAAAUAUGAGGAUAAUGUGAAGGCCUUCUACAAGCGGGCUAAGGCCCAUGCUGCAGUGUGGAACGAGACAGAGGCACGAGCAGACUUCGCUAAGGUGUUGGACCUGGACCCCUCUCUGGGACCGUCUGUAGCCAAAGAGCUGAGGGCCAUGGAGGAGAGGAUCCGCUCCAAGGACAAGGAGGAAAAGGGUCGCUACAAAGGCCUAUUCAACAACAACACACCACCAGCCACUGCCACUACAGGUUGAAUCUCUCAUUGAGUUGGAAACAAGAUGAUUCCUGUGAAUUUCAAGAUGGAGGAGAAACAGUAGACACUGCUGGUGUUUAUGUCUUAUCCACGAUGCACCCAAGCCAAACACUCUGCCCUCCAUGGUACACGCAGACACAUUCUCACACACUGUCAGGUCGUACAAACAAACGCACCCACAGUUCACCAAGGUGCAACUUGCAUUCCUGCCUUAUUCCUCUACACUCUUAUUUGUAAAAUUCAGUUUUUGAUUAGGACAUGCUGACAUUAUCAGGGUUGACUGUAAUGGAAGUUCAAAAUAUCAUAGUAACCUUAGGUCUGUACUGGCCAGCUGCACCAGUAAUUCCAUGCAUUGUGGUGUUCAAUCUGAAUAGAACUCUGAAUUCCGAUAUCCUGGUGAGCCUGUCAAGAUUUCAGAAAUGUGAACAUUCUUGGUAAAUAACUCGGUAACAGUAAUGGGCUUCAGCAUGAUACACUCAGCAACGGUUUCCACAGGGAAAAAAAUUACAAAAAAUUACAAAAUUACUUGUAACCGUGGCGCAGCAGGGAAAAAUUGCAAUGAAUUCCAGACAGAAAUGCUUCCCCUUCAGAAAUUUUUUUUUUUUUUUUGCACAAGGAACAUCAUGUCCUCACAUGCACAUCUCUGCUUUGUACCGUCAGACCAUGUUUUCGAUCUUGGUCACAGCGGAAGCACGGGAAUAGGAGACUUAUUUCCUGGUGGAUGCGACUGGGAAAACGAGCUGUCUUUGACAAUCAUUAUGUAAAAACACAUGACCUUGUUUUGUCUUUGCUUUAUCCUUUGUACUGAUUUCAUAUAUGUAAGAAAUACUACCAUUAUAUUGUUUUUGUCAAGAUGUACUCAGCAAAACUAUCAGUAUCUCUUUCACUUGCUUAGAAAGAGCUACUCAUUACUCUUCAUGUAAAGCAGUGGGUCAUUAGCCUAACCUGUCUGAUGUGAGAUGUUAUUGAGGUUGUGAUUAUGUAACUGAAAAUAAAUUUGUUUACCUCCCCAACUUUGCAUUUUUAA
Molecule: messenger RNA, 2138 nt
Organism: Xiphias gladius (swordfish)
Lineage: Eukaryota; Metazoa; Chordata; Actinopteri; Istiophoriformes; Xiphiidae
Gene: aip
Product: aryl hydrocarbon receptor interacting protein
Exons: 7
Coding region: 87-1112 (341 amino acids)
Molecular function (GO): protein binding; peptidyl-prolyl cis-trans isomerase activity
Source: RefSeq, a predicted model, not a curated record